AUGGGGUGGAAAUGGACUGAAGGGGAUGAAUGCAAAAUCAGCCCCGCGAGCAACCUGAGACCGGACUGCGCGCGCAGCGCCCGCACGGCUCGCACGGAGGAGGAGCUCCGGACCCUGUUCGCCAGUGGCCUCCCUGUGGACAUUCAACCCAAAGAGCUCUACCUGCUCUUCAGGCCGUUCAAGGGGUAUGAAGUGUCCAUCAAGCUCACAUCGAGGCAGCCUGCUGGUUUUGCGAUCUUUGACAACCGGGCAGGAGCAGAAGCCGCCCAGAAGGCAUUGAACGGUAUUCGCUUUGAUCCUGAGAACCCGCAGACCCUGAGGCUAGAGUGUGCCAAAGCCAACACCAAGACGGCCAAGAACAAGCUGACAGCUACGCCAAAUCCCACCAACGCUCACCCCUCCCUAGGAGCACACUCAGAGCUGAUGGGGGCCCCUCUGAGCCCCGCAUACCCAGAGUCCUGGGCCCCCUACCCUCUGUACACCACAGAGCUGACCCCAGCCACCUCACCUGCUGCGCUCACCUACCCCGCUGCCACUACCGCUGCCGCCGCUGCCCUACAUGCUCAGAGGAUGCAGGUGCGCUGGUACCCUUCCUCUGAUACCACCCAGCGAGGUUGGAAGUCUUGUCGCCACGGCUCGAGGCCCCCGCCCCACUGGGGAGGAAGCCGCCCUGAGCUUCCACUGCCCCAAGCAACAGGUCCUGACCACGAAUGGUUCAUCAUUCCCAGCCCCACUGUCCACACCCCUCCCUGCACCCACCCUGCUUCAGUGAGGACCAAGCCCUGCAGCCAGUUCCGCCCAACAGGAAGGACCACCCAGCCAAGACAGAGCGUUUUCCUGGUCAUUUCAAAUCGGGGUCCUCUGCUUCCUCCUCCUCAGAUGGGCCAACAGCCUCCUGGGGAGAGGGCAUUUCCAGCAGAAGGAACAGCAUCAGCAAAGACGCAGGAUGUGAGGCAGAGGUCAGAGAGAGACCAGGGAGCCAGACAAGUGAUGGGUGAUGAAGCUGGAAAACUGGAUUAG
Eubalaena glacialis (North Atlantic right whale) is the source of this 1020-nucleotide messenger RNA. RefSeq names its product RNA-binding protein with multiple splicing 2-like. The record is from RefSeq and is a predicted model, not a curated record. Gene Ontology annotation, biological process: negative regulation of smooth muscle cell differentiation. Lineage: Eukaryota; Metazoa; Chordata; Mammalia; Artiodactyla; Balaenidae. Gene Ontology annotation, molecular function: mRNA binding.